Messenger RNA from Vanessa tameamea, 5112 nucleotides. Its product is annotated as myb-like protein X. Lineage: Eukaryota; Metazoa; Arthropoda; Insecta; Lepidoptera; Nymphalidae. Gene Ontology annotation, cellular component: cytosol. The coding region runs from base 89 to 4459 and encodes 1456 amino acids. The record is from RefSeq and is a predicted model, not a curated record. The transcript has 13 exons. Gene Ontology annotation, molecular function: aldose reductase (NADPH) activity.
CAACAGUCCAGCCAUCGUUACCAUUUAUAGUGAUGCAAAAUUUAAACAAUGCAUAGGAAAUGAUAAUAUCGACAACGCAAUCUUAUCAAUGAUAAGAACUAAUUAUAUGGCUGAAAUUGGUCAUAGCACGUUACUGAAGUACUUCACAGACACAUCAAAAAUGUCAGACUUAACAAGCGACGCAAUCAAAUCGAAUGUACCAGGAGAACAGAAGUUACGAGGAGUUGUUUCAGCGACUGCAACCGAUUUCGAACCUAACGACGAUAGCAACAAAGAUGAUUUCGUUCUGACGCCAGUCAUGAGUACAACAAAAGAAGAAUUGACUUGGACGAAAGGGGGGAUGAAACUGCAGAAGGUCGUCGUUAGUGGCGAAAAAUCGAACGAAUCAACAACAGUAAACACAACAAUGAGCGUGACGGAAUCAACGGACAGCAACACAGUUCGUUCAGAAACAACGGAAGUUCAUGUUACUUUGACGUCAAAGGAUUUAAAUGAUAAAAGCAAUCAAGAUAAAGAGGAAGGUGACAAGGAACAUGACGAUUCGAAGAAAUCAACUAAAAUACCGAAAUUCAAAUUAAGACGAGCUUUUGAUAAAAUCAGACGAGAAGAACAAAUGCCGCAAGAGAAAAUAGGCCACGAGCCAUACCUUGGAAUGAAAGUGCGAUCUGCUAUCCCUCGGUUGAAGGAUGUCAAAUAUCAGCAAAACGCUCAAGAAAACUUAACAAAAAAUGAAGAAGUGCAAAAUGAAAAUUCACCAAAGUUAGACGACGAAUUCGACAAACUAUAUGAAGAAACUAUAGAAAUGGAUCCGUUUAAUAAUAACAGACCGGUGUCUGAACAAUUUGAUGAACUAUCCACAAUGGAAACAAAAUUUGAAGAAAUAAUUCACUCGUAUGAUGAUAAUAAAGUUCAACACAACACAAUAACAUCACAACAAGUUGUCACAGAGAAAGUCAAAAGUAAAAUACCAUUGCUUAAACGUAAAAGCGAACAAGAAAUUGAAGUUCGACCUCAAAACAGAAGAAGCUCACUCAAAAAGAGCCUUUCUAUUGACGAUCCGAAAGGUAAAAUCCCUGUGGCCACAACAAAGGAGAAAACAAUCAAAACAGAUGUAGAAAAAUCCAAGAUUAUAAAAAGCAAAGCAUCGUCGGAAAGUUCUACAUUAACGAAAUCUGAAAUUGUUUCCGCGACAAAACAUAAAGCGGAAAGUGUUACUAAAACUUUCACGACACAAUUAAGUACAACCACAAAAGAAAUAAGUGUCUCAUCAAAGGAUAAAGUUGAAAUAGAACGAAACACCAAUACUACACCUAAAGACGUCCCUAAAUGUAACAUUCCUGUUUCACAACAUACAAAGGAAAAACGUGAAACAGAAAUAUCGAAUAACAAUGAAAAUAUAUCAGAACAAGUUACAACUGAAACAUCAACUGUAUUAAUUGAUUGCAAAAGCGUUGAAAAUGAUGUAGACUAUAUUAAAUCUAUACAGAAAAAUGAAACUCAAUCAGAAGUGAAAACAACGGAAAACGUUAGCUCGAAAGUUUCCACUUCAUUAAGUGAAAGUAAAUCCUUUGAUCAAUCUUCAUACACAUCAGAAAACGUCGCCAUUAAAGAAACUAUUGACGCCAUUAAUGUAACAGAAAUAUCAAAAAUAAAUGUUGAAAUUCAAAACGUUGGUACAACUGAAGUAAAAGAAACAAUCAAAGUGGCAACUCUGAAAUAUGACAAUUCCCUUGGUGCUGAAUCCGAAUCAAUAUUAAACAAUAAUAAAACAAUACCUUCGAACGAAAACACUGAUGAAAAAGGUAUUAUUAAUGAAAAUUGCGAUAUUACAAUAAAGGAAGUUAAGAAAAUAACAACUAUAUCAACAAAUACAACUGAAGUAGCAUCUAAGACAGAAAACACAACGUUCAUUGAAAAUAACGAAGCCCAAAUGUAUUUAGAUUCAAAUCAAACUAUCACGAAUGUAAAAAAUGACAUAAAAAUAGAAAAAAACAAUCUUAACAAAGAAAAAGUAAUCACUAGUAAAAUAGAAAUUGAAAGUGUAAAAACAUCUGAAGAUAAUUUAAGUGAAGGUUUCACAGAAAGCAAUAGUCAGCUACAGCGAGAUUUCACUUUAACCAGCUCGAAACUUGUUAAAUCGUUAGGCACAAAUGACAACAUAGCUAAAAACACUAUUGCUAAAGAUACGACUACAGAAAUAAUCCAAGUUCAAAACACGCAAGAAGAACAAGAUUCAGUGGUUAUUAUUAAACAAGAAAAUGCUGAUAAACUAGACAAGAAUCCGAUAUCCAUAAAAGAAAAUGAAGAAAAACAAACAAUAAACGUUUCAGAGGGCAAUCAUAUACAUACUAAAGAAAUGAACUCGGUUAAAAAUGGAGUUGAAAUAGAAGAGACUGGAAAUGAUAAGAAAUCUCUAACAAAUCUGUCGUCUCAAAUGAAGAAUAUUGACGAUUUGGAAGAGGAAGAUAUUAUAAUCCUGAAAGGAAAAGUUAAUCGAAUAAUAAGUAGAUUAGACUCACGGGAACAACAAAUAAUCAAAACGGAAUUAGACGACAUACCGAGAGAUGUGUGUGUGACAUCAAAAAUAGCUAAUUUCGAAAAACCGAGACAAACAGGCGCCCUCCACGAAGGUAAUACAAAUAAUUUAGACGAAAAAACUAACAACAGAAGCGAUAAACCAAAGAUUGUUGACGAAAUAUUGAAAUCUGAUACUGGAUUGGAUAUUAAUCACAAUAAACAUAAUACUAGCAUAGUCGACAAUAGCAUUGAUGCUACAAGAUAUAAUGACAAUACAUCCAAAGAUAUAACAAACGUUUUAGAUAAAAGCAAUCCCUUCGACUACACUAGUGCCUUAGAUAAUAAUCAAUUUCAAAGUAACUAUGACGCAAUUUACAACAAAGUUCACGCCUCAAUCGUAAACCGUCUAAACAGUAUCGAGAAGAAAUUCAAAGUCACUGAAUUUAGUGAAAUAACUGAAAACAAAAUCGAAACAAUAAACGAAAACGAAGACGAUUUUAAAAAUAGUACUAAUUUGAAGGAAACGAAAAGUUUAUCCGAACCGAAUUUCUUCAGAAAUAAAAAACCAAACGACGCUGAAGAUAACUUGUUUACUGAUAAGAAGGAACCAGUUCCAAAAGUUGAUAUGUACAAAGAAUACAGGGUUAAAGAACUUGAUUCAGACCAACGAGCUAAAUCUCUAGCAGAAUUAGACCUAGGUGAUGCUGUGAGAGGUAGAGUUAGGCAGAUGGUGUACAGGAUGAAUUCAAUGGAGAGGAUGCGGCUGAUGAGAAGUGAUACUGUUGAAAGGAAGGAGAGAUUAAGAAAGAUAUCAAUCACUGAUAGAGUAGCUCUGUUUGAGAAAAAAGUAGUGCCAAUUUACACAGACGAGCCAUCCACGCAUCGGCCAGCACCGAAACCCACCACCGCGGCCGUCGAAGUCCUCAGCGAGGAGAAGUUACAGGAGAAGAUCGCAGAACUCACGAAUGCCAAAAUUAAAUAUGGGAAGUUCGAUAAUAUGACGUCAAUCGAGCUCCGAGAUGGAUCGAGUAUGCCUGUCAUUGCCCUUGGAACAGCCAUGCUGGAUCCGAAGUUGGUCAAACAUAUAAUAUGCGCCGCGAUCGACCUCGGCUACCGCGCCAUAGAUGCCGCUUACAUCUAUGGAAACGAGAAAUAUGUGGGCGAGGCGAUUCAGACUAAAAUAGACGACGGCACUGUUAGGCGUGACGAGUUAUACAUAAUAUCGAAGUUAUGGAGUACGUUCCAUCGACGUGACCUGGUGGCGAAGGCCUGCAAGCAGUCCUUGGAGACAAUGGGCUUGGAAUACUUCGACCUUUACCUCAUACACAAUCCUAUGUCCUUUAAGGAAGGUGCCAACCCUAUACCAAAAAUCGCGAAUGUUCUCCAAUACUCCCAGCACGAUUACCUUGAAGCUUGGUACGGCAUCGAGGACUUGAUACGCAAGGGUCUCGUGAAAAGGGGGGGUGUUAGCAACUUCAACUCUGUGCAAGUCGAGAGGGUUGUGGAUAAGGGGAAGAUCAAGCCAGUCGUUAAUCAGGUUGAAUGUCAUCCAUACUUAACUCAGCAACGUUUGGACGACUUCUGCACGACCCGCAAUGUUAAGCUUAGUUGUUUUGGCGUUUUGGGCUCUAAGGGGACGCCACUGGAACUCAAGAGUGGUCUCCCACCAGCUAUAGAUGAUCCUCUGGUGAAGGUCAUGUCUGCGGGACUGGGGGUCAAACCAGGCCAGCUGCUAAUAGCAUAUCAAAUACAGACAGGCCGCAAUGUUGUCGUUAAGACAACUGACGCUGAUCACAUGUGGGAUAACUUACAAGCGCUGAACGUCAAACUGGACCAAUCUCACAUUUCCGCUCUGAACGCACUCAACAGGAACAAACGUACAUUCACAUUUGAGGGAAUGGGAGACACUCACAGGAACUAUCCAUUUAAAAUAGCAUUUUAAAUUAUAUUUUAUGACAGAAUUGACAAGAUGUUUUCCGCGCCAUUUGAUACGUCAUUUUGACAUUUUAUUUUUUUUCUAGUUUAAGGUUUUUUGACACUGGUUAAGUGAUAAUGUGACGUAUAAUUUUAAUUGAAAUAAAUGUGUAUUUUUUUUAUUUUUAUUUGUCGAUUUUUUUAUGUUUAAUCUUAAGUGAAUUUGAGCGAAUUUUAAUGAACAAAAUUUUAAAAAGUAACUGUCUGGAUUAGAACCAUAUAUUGGUCUCUGCGUAUCACGAGUGUCAAAAACAAGAGCAUUUUUUUCUGUAAGCUGAAACAAUAGUAGCGUAUGCCAUAAAAAAGUACUUUAUAUUGGUUUGGUGAUUGUGUGAAAAUAUUAUUCGCUUCAAUUAAAAUGAUUAGAAUUAUGACAAUAAGUGCAUUGCAACACUUUAAUUUUCGUCGUUUUGACAUUUAAAUUUUUUAAAGUUCUUUCAACAGUUACCGUAUGAGAUGAAUUAUUACGUAUUAUUUUUAUAACAGUCUUUUUUUUAGUGUUCAUUAUUAUACGAGACAAUAAUAAUUCUAUGUGAUUAGAAAUUAUUUCGUUUUUAUUUUAAGCUGAAUGAUAUUUUUAAUGAAAUGGAAUUAAUAAUGCUAGUGUAAGUUUUUUUUUUU